UUUCUCUUCAUUUGACUAAUCACGACGCACUCUUAACUUGAUCAGUUGGUGCAUGAUGCUCGGCCGCUGUCACAUGGAGCGAUGCCUUCGUUUUCCAAGAGCAACGGCUGCUACUACGACUCCACUUAAUAGCAUAUAUAGGCAGUAUGCUCGAUUUACGAAUAACCGCCUCCCAAAGUUUUCGACCGUACUUUUAGCUCAAGAACAACGGCUGAGCGAUCAAAGGUCAUUAAAGUCAUUAACUCCUGUUUAUACAUGUACACAACUUCGUUAUUUGCGACACAUGACAGCACCCGAGCUACGUAAAGAAUUCACAGAGUUUUUUGUCAAGGAAUAUGGCCAUGUCCCUGUAAAGAGCUCUAGUUUGAUUCCGCACAAUGACAAAUCAUUGAUGUUUACGAAUGCGGGUAUGGUCCAAUUCAAAGAUUAUUUUAGGAACCCGGGAAUGGCGCCCUUCAAACAAGCGACCAGUAUUCAAAAGUGUAUGCGAGCUGGAGGAAAACACAACGAUUUAGACAAUGUUGGAUAUACCCCACGCCACCAUACCUUCUUUGAGAUGCUCGGUAAUUUUUCAUUUGGGGAGUAUUCUAAGAGUAGAGCAAUUCAGAUGGCAUGGCGAUUUUUGACCGAGAUAGUCGAGCUUCCCAAGGAUCGUCUCCGUGUAACAGUCUUGGCAUCAGACCAAGAGUCUUUCGACAUUUGGAAGAACCAGGAGGGUAUACCCGAAGAAAAGAUUAUCAGAUGUGACACUAAGGAUAACUUCUGGACUAUGGGUGAAGGCGCAGGACCAUGCGGACCAUGUACAGAAAUCUUCUGGGAUACAUUGAAUGAUGAUUUAGAAGAAGAUCGAUGGGUUGAAAUUUGGAACUUGGUUUUUAUGCAACAUUACAGGAAUGCUCAGGGCCAACUCGAGAAUCUGCCGAUUGUAUGUGUUGACACUGGGAUGGGCCUUGAACGACUGGCUUCGGUUGUUCAAAGCAAAGGGAAUAAUUUUGAAACGGAUGUAUUCAGUUCAAUUUUCGAUGGCCUGCACAGGCUCAUGGCAGACGUAGGGAUCGAGUCUUCACGGGAUAUCAACGCCACGCCUCACAAGAAAAUUAUAGUUGAUCAUUUGCGCGCCAUGAGCUUUCUUAUCGCUGAUGGUGUUAUUCCAAGCAACGUUGGCCGUGGAUAUGUACUCAGGAGAAUUAUCCGUCGUGCACUUCGCUCUGGAAAUCAGCUAGGAUUCACAAAGCCAUUUAUGACAAGGUUAUAUCCGUACCUUUUGGAGUCAUUUGGAGAAGACAUAUAUCCAGAAAUGGCAUCAAGACAAGACUCUAUUAAAAGUGUCAUCCAUCAAGAAGAAGAAAUUUUUAUGGGAACGCUGUCUAAGGGUUUAGCUCUUCUCGAGCCCGUAUUCAAGCAAAAGAAUCUUAUGGAAUCUAAGCAAGUUCCUACUGAGAUUGCGUUCAAGUUGUAUGAUAGCUUUGGUUUCCCAUUAGAUAUUACAGUAUUGAUUGCACAAGAACGUGGAUGGACAGUGGACCUUGCUGCGGUCGAGAAGCUCAUGCAGAAGCAACAAGAGCAGGGAAGGGCCUCCUGGAAGACAGCAUCUAGUGCGAUGCAUACCAAAGUCAAAAAAUGGAAAGAUCAAGGAAUAUUCCCAACAUUUUCAGGCUAUCAACGAGAUAUGCUGACUGGCCAACUCUCAACCAUUAUGGCUGCCCAGAACACAGAAGACGGAACAGGAGACGUGAUCCUGGCGAUCGAGCCCUGUCCAUUUUAUGGGCUUGGAGGAGGGCAGAGUCCUGAUACUGGCUCUAUCAAAUUGGCAAACGGCAGUGAAUGGCGUGUAGUCGAUGUAUUUUCACCAUAUGAGCGUGGUCUUGCUAUUCGUGUUCAGUCCAUCUCAGAAGACUCAUUAACAGAAGAAGAUCUCUUGUGUAUGCAUCAAGGCUUUCAAAUUACAACGUUCGUGGACACGAAGAGAAGAGAAGGUGUCGCUGCUCAUCACAGCGCUACACAUUUGUUGAAUGCAGCCUUGAGGAAGACACUCGGAAAGCCCAUCAUGCAAGCAGGAUCUUUGGUCGAACCAGAAAGACUUCGAUUUGAUUUUACGCACGGAAAAGCCGUGGAUCAAAAUCAACUAUGCGAAAUUGAGGACUGGAUCAAUGCAACAGCACUACAAAGUCUGCAACCAGUUAUCAAAGAGUAUCCACUUCAACAAGCAAUAGACAUGGGAUCAAUUGCUGUAUUCUCAGAAAAGUAUGAUGAAGUUGUUCGUGUCGUCAACUUCCCCAAGGUCUCCAUGGAACUGUGUGGAGGAACACAUGUUGAAGAUCUUUCCAAGAUCUAUCCCUUCAAGAUUCUCUCCGAAGGGUCCGUCGCUGCUGGCACACGACGAAUUGAAGCUGCUGUUGGCAAGGCUGCAACCCGAUAUUUCAUUGAGCAAGAUCGUAUGGUUUCACGUCUGAAUCAUGACCUGAAAUCAUAUGCGACGAGCGCUGGCAAUGAAUUGGACCUCAAGGUGAACAAGUUGAAGAAUCAAGCUGCUGAUCUCUCACAACAAUACGGCCGGUUACUCGACAAAUUUGUCAAGGCCCCAGUAUCAAUCCCUGUCAAAGGGGGCUCUCUCGAUUUUUUGAGCACCGUUACUGUUCCCGUGCAGAUUCAUGAACUGGAGCCAGACAUCCAAGAUCAAGAUUAUUACUCCAAGAAGGCAAACCACGUAAAAGAACAAGACCCUCGCUCGGUGCAUGUUUUGGUUUGGAAAGAAAACCUGAUUGUGACAUUAGAUCAGAAACAGUUCCCCAAGCUCCAUGCUGGCAAAGUCAUGAAGAGCAUUUUGGAUCAGAUUGGAGGCGGUAAAGGAGGAGGACAGCCUCAGCUUGCCCGGGGAAGGAUGGUGAGUGAUGAUGCGGUUGGAAAGUUGGUGCAGCUUGCACAAAGCAAGUAGAUUGGUAUUCU
Messenger RNA from Lobosporangium transversale, 2946 nucleotides. RefSeq names its product tRNA synthetases class II (A)-domain-containing protein. The transcript is spliced from 10 exons. Bases 53 to 2935 code for a protein of 960 amino acids. NCBI's taxonomy places the organism in Eukaryota, Fungi, Mortierellomycota, Mortierellomycetes, Mortierellales, Mortierellaceae. Gene Ontology annotation, cellular component: mitochondrion; cytoplasm. Gene Ontology annotation, biological process: alanyl-tRNA aminoacylation; tRNA modification. Gene Ontology annotation, molecular function: alanine-tRNA ligase activity; amino acid binding; ATP binding. The record is from RefSeq and is a predicted model, not a curated record.